Drosophila bipectinata is the source of this 11255-nucleotide messenger RNA. It is a transcript of the gene wb, whose product is annotated as wing blister. Gene Ontology annotation, biological process: motor neuron axon guidance; animal organ morphogenesis; tissue development. The record is from RefSeq and is a predicted model, not a curated record. Gene Ontology annotation, cellular component: basement membrane. NCBI's taxonomy places the organism in Eukaryota, Metazoa, Arthropoda, Insecta, Diptera, Drosophilidae.
UCGUUUGCGUAGGACGAGAUACACGCGGUACGGUAGACGCGACGGAUUGGGAUUCCGGUGUGGAGAGCAGUGAUGCAGUGAUGGGUGUUCUCUAGAUGAUAGUGCCUUCGAGUAGUAAAGCACGCCCUGUGCAAUCCAUUUGUGUGUCAUAAAAUUAAACCGCAAUUAAGCGAUAAGCUGCUGCAAAUAAAUAAGUGAAUGCUAUAGCGAGAUAGCUGUACGCCGUUUCCGAGUUUGUUCCGAGCAUAGUUCGCUAAAAAAGUGCUCCUUUUUUUUACACUUCACGGCGAGGAUACCGAAAAUAGCUGCGAAAGAAAAAUGUUUGCUUGUCGCUGAGCGGGAAAGUGGAAAAUGUGUCUGAAACAAAAAUAAAAUUAAAUAGCGCAAAAUGUUAAAGUAGAAAAGUUACAAAAAGUCUACGCAAAAUAGAGCAAAAAUAGAAGUGAAAAAUUGGCAAGAGCAAGUGUUUGCAAAAAGCGAGCGGAAAUCGUAAAUGAGUUAAAAAGUAGAAAUAAUACAAAAAGUACUCGAAUCUGUGCAGUGAAAAUAAGGAGAUUAUGAAUGAAAAUAGGCUCUACAGCCGAUGAGCAAAAAUUAAAUAAUUAACAAGAGGUCCAAGUUCAAAGUCAUUCGGUAUAAAAUGUGUUUCUAGAGCUGUCUUCUUACCCAAAUCAGCAUGCAAAUGAGAAAAUUGGUCAUAUGGCCUUUGGGCCUGUUCCUCGUCCUUUUGGCCAUCGACUGCCAGGCCAAGAGGCAACGAAAGCGGCUCCCUGGUGUAUCAGCCGCCAAAGAGCUUAGCGACUACAGUGUCCAGCUGAACGACAGCUCCUUGGAGUUCCACCAGAGCAUCGUGUCCUGGACAGGAGUCCAACUCCCAUCUGGCGAAAAGAAAAAGAAGAGGCCACAACAAUCAUCGCGACGCCACAAAACCAAAAGUGGCCUCCUCAUAGAAAGUAACAUUGCCGAGGAGGAGUCACCGCUGCCCAAUUCCUCUUCGGAGUCCGUCACCAGGAAGAAAUCACCUCACCGACGUCGCAACGGAAAAUUGCAGAAAUCACCAGGAGGCGGAGGAGUUGGAGAAGCUGGUAGCAAGUCGAAUGCCAAUGCCGUUCGAUUGCUCAACAGACAGCAAUCGGAUGAAUAUUCCGUCGCCGGAGCCUACAGUGGCCUCUAUCCGCCGCUCUUCAAUGUGGCACCCCGGGCGGCGAUCACCGUGAAUGCCACAUGCGGCCAGAACGGGGCCGAGGAGUACUGCAAGCUGGUGGACGCCUAUCCCCACCGCAACUGGGCCAAGCAGUGCGGGACCUGUAAUGCCCAUUCCUCGGACCGGGCCAAGCAGCGUCCGAUCCAGUCGCUCAUCUCUUCAGGACCCGAAGAGAGCUGGUGGCAAUCCCCGACGCUGCAGGGUGGCCGCCAGUUCGAGUACGUGACCAUCACUCUGGACCUAAAGCAGACCUUUCAAAUCUUCUUUGUGAUGCUUAAGUCGGCCAAUUCUCCUCGUCCCGCCUCCUGGAUUCUCGAAAAGUCCCUGGACGGCAUUACCUUUGAGCCCUGGCAAUACUUUGGCCUAAACGAUGCCGACUGCCAGCGGCGCUGGAACCUCCCGGGCCAGAACGGAAAGUACGUGUUCCAGAACGACACGGAGGUGAUCUGCUCCACCCAGUUCUCCAAGCCGCUGCCUUUGGAAAACGGGGAGCUGCAUGUGUCGCUGCUGAAGAACAGGCCUGGAGCCAAGGAUCAGACCCCGGAGCUAAUGGAGUUCAUCACGACACGCUACAUGAGGAUCCGGCUGCAGGGCAUGCACUCCACGGCCAACCUGGACAACAGUGUGGACUGGCUCCUGGACGCCGCGUCCCUGGAGAAGCGCAGCUUCUAUUCUUUGAAGCAGCUGAGGGUGAGUGCCCGGCUGGACUGCAACGGACAUGCGAACCGCACCCAGGAGGCGCAGCGGCUGCAGUGCCUCUGCCAGCACAAUGCCUGCGGCGAACAGUGCCAGGAGUGCUGUCCCCUCUUUCAGGAUCGCCCCCACCGCAUGGGGGAGGAGUGCGAGGUAUGUCAGUGCAAUGGUCAUGCCGAGAGCUGCACCUACGACCCGUUUCUGGACAAGGGAAUCUGUCAGGAUUGCUCCAACCACACGGCCGGCAAUGAGUGCGAGUUCUGUGAGGCAGGAUUCUUCAGAGAGUUGGGGGCCCCUCCCACGGAGCCAUGCCUGCCGUGCUCCUGCAACCCGGCUCGUUCCACGGGCAGCUGCCAGCCGGCGGGAGGAAACUGCAACUGCCUCGAGGGCUUCCAGGGACGGAACUGUGAAGAGUGUGCUCCGGGCUUCUAUGGCGACAAUUGCAAGCGGUGUGAGUGCGACGAAAGGGGAACUCUACCGUCGGAUGGAUCCUGCUCCGGCGACUGCAAGUGCAAGCUGAAUGUGGAGGGCAGCACGUGCUCCGAAUGUGCAUCAGGCUACUUUGACCUUUCCAAAGACAACCUCCUGGGGUGCACGAGCUGCUGGUGCUCUGGCGUCUCCCAAACCUGUCACAGUGCCAGGCUCCAGACACUGGCCUUCGAAACCCUGACCGACUGGAAGCUCACGGACAUCCAGCGACUAAAUGCGAUCUCAGUGGCCGUGGAUGCGGAUCAGAAGAGACUGAUCUACGCCAGUGAACUGGACGAUGUGGAGGCCAUCUACUGGCAGGCCCCGGUGGGCUAUCUGGGCAACCGCCUGACCAGCUACGGUGCCAGGCUUCAGUUGCUCCUUUCCUGGGGAGUGAUGAGGGGCGACACCUCCGGCAAGCCCACCACAGGCCCUAAUGUAAUCCUCUGCGGGCGGAAUGGUCUUAAGGUUGCCUAUGCGGACGAGUCCUUUGCGGGCCUACAUACGGCCUUAAAUGUGACCCUCACCGAGGAGGGCUGGUACCAUGUGCCGCCAUCUAUUAAGGACAUCAAGACCCGACUCCGGCGUACCGAGGGAGGCGACUACCACGGUGAACCAGUCACACGUUCGCAGUUCCUCUCCGUCCUAGUCUCCCUUGAGGCUGUCCUGAUCAGAGCUGCUUUCCACACCGACCAGGUGGAGACCUCGCUGGAGCAGGCCGUCAUCUAUUCCGGAGGGGUGGAACUGGGUGGCCAGUCCUCCAGCAGCCAUGUGGAGCAGUGCGUCUGUCCCGCCGGUUACACGGGACUUUCAUGUGAGGGUUGCGCCUUCGGCUACAAGCGCAUCUACGAGAACUCCUCGGACCACCAGCUCCUGAGCAAGUGCAUCCCCUGUCCAUGCAACGGGCACUCCAACUCGUGCGAUCUGCAGAGCGGAAACUGUGGCGACUGCAUGCACAACACCUUCGGAGAUCGUUGCGAACGUUGCCAGCUUGGCUACUACGGAAAUCCGUUGCAAGGCACCCCCCAGGACUGCAAGAGGUGCGCCUGCCCCUUGGCGGAGGAGUCGAACAAUUUCUCGCCGAGCUGCCAGCUGAAGAGUUACAACUACCGGGACUUGAAUCCCCAGUUCGAGCUGAUCGAGCACGCGGAGUAUAUCUGCACCCAGUGCCCGGAGGGCUAUACGGGUGACCACUGCCAGGUGUGCGACGACGGCUACUACGGAGACCCGCUACAGCUGGGGAGCAGCUGUCAGAGGUGCGACUGCGCCGGCGGACCUUGCAACGUGACCACCGGCGAGUGCAUCACCUGCCGCGGCAACACCGAGGGCUGGCACUGCGAGCGCUGCAAGAUGGGCUACUGGGGUGACCCGGCCGUGGGCUGUGAUCAGUGCAGCUGCCAUCCCGAAGGAUCCGAAAGCGGGCUCUGCGACAGCACCGACGGUCAGUGUCUGUGCCGACCGCGGUACGCGGGUCAGAAGUGCGAUGAGUGCGACGUGGGAUUCGCCCUGGUGGAGCUGCGAUGCCCCGCCUGCAACUGCGACCCCCUGGGCUCGGCCGUCCUGGACAGGUGUGAUCCUCGGACGGGACAGUGCCAGUGUAAGGUGGGCGUGAUGGGGGCCAAGUGCCACGAGUGCCAGGACGGCUAUUUCGGCAUGAAUGCCAGUGCCGAUCGUCUGGAAGAUAUGGCUGCCUUGAGGCAAAUCAGCGACGACGACGAUGAUGAUUGGGAAUUGGUAUCGGGAUCGGAAGACUCCCCCGUGGAUCCAGCCACGGUGGCAUGCGAGGAAUGCCACUGCAGCAACGUGGGAUCCCUGUCCUCUGACUGCGAUAAGCGCACCGGUCAAUGCUCCUGUCUGGCGAAUGUCACAGGAAGGAGGUGCGACAAAUGUCGGCCAGGACAUUGGAACCUCACCGAGGGUAUGGGCUGUCGGGACUGUCGCUGCGAUCCGCAUGGAUCUCGAGGCAACGAAUGCAAUCCGUGGACGGGUCAGUGCGACUGCAAGAUCGGAGUUGGAGGUCAGCACUGCAACGAGUGCACCGAAGGCUUCUUUGGCUUCAGCACGGAAGGCUGUCAGCGCUGCUCCGCUUGCACCGCGGAGGGUCAAGUGUGCGACCCGCACAAUGGCCGUUGCAUCUGCCCCAAGUUUACAAGGGGACUGGGCUGCAGCCAGUGUGUCCCGGGCACCUGGGGCUGGCAAGCGCGUCUGGGCUGCCGGGAGUGCGAGUGCGACCACGUAGGAUCCAUUGGACAGUACUGCCGCACUGGAGAUGGGCAGUGCCAGUGUCGAGAGGGCUAUGCUGGCCGGAAUUGCAACUCCUGUGCCGUGGGCUACUUCGGGUAUCCGGAGUGCCGCCGCUGCGGCUGUGAUCCUGAUGGUUCUUUUACCCAGCCGGAUGGAUCGAUUGCUUGCGACUCGAAUGGCCAGUGCCCCUGCAAGUCCCUGGUAGUGGGACUCAAGUGUGACACCUGCAUGCAGAGCACCUUUGGCUUGUCCGCCUUUAAUCCAGAGGGCUGCACCCGCUGCUUCUGCUUCGGUCGGUCAGGGGAGUGUGAGCAGAGCAACCUUUCCUGGGGUCACAUUCGCAUGUCGGAGUCCCGGAACCUCAGCAUCCAGCAGAUACGGCCCCAACACGUGCCCACCGGGGACUACGAGUACAUCGUGGUCGUUCAGAUGGAGGGCAGCAGCUUCUACCGGGAGGAUGCAGAGAUCCAGCGCAUGAACGACCUGAGCCUGGUGCCCAAGUCGACGGGAAAUGUCUCCAUCGGAGCCUAUGGCCAGUUCUACCACCCACUGUACUUCCAGUUGCCACCCCAGUUCUACGGGGAUCGCAUUAGCAGCUACGGUGGCUACUUGUACUUUACCCUCAUCACAGAGGGUGCCCAUAAGCCCUUGGAGAGGAAGAUCCUGGCCCAGUAUCCUCUGGUGCAACUGCACGCCCACUCCAAGCUGCUUCUUGAUUUUUACGAGUACGAGGAGUUCGAGUACUCGUUGAAUGUGACCCACAGGGUGCCGCUACACGAGUCCUUCUGGAAGUAUCAUCACAACAACCAGGCCGUGGAUCGAGGCACUCUGAUGGCCGCUCUCCAGAACAUCCGCCAUAUCUUUAUACGUGCUUUUGCAUUUGCCGAUUUCCAGGAAGUAGUACUUCAAAAUGUGCACAUGGAUUCGGCCAUUUACGUUCAAGGGUCCACCAAUCUUAUUGCCAAAGGCGUGGAGCGCUGUAGGUGUCCCAAACGAUUUGAUGGCUUGUCCUGCCAGGAUCCGGGAAGAUCCUUCUAUCGCUGGCGCAACACUACCAUUGUUGAGAGUGUGUUCAUCGAGGAUCUGAUUGGGAGAGCUGCUCCCUGCCACUGUAAUGGCCGUAGCAGCGAUUGUGAUAAAGAAACAGGAGUGUGUCUGAACUGUCGCAGCAAUAGUGGCGGGGAUCACUGCCAGCAGUGUGCCGAGGGCUUCUUCGGGGAUCCCAAUUCGCCGCACGGCUGCCAGGCUUGUCCUUGUCCGGAGACCAAUCGCAACUUUGCCCGUGGCUGUAAUGUCUGGGACGGAGAAGUGAGCUGCGUCUGCAAGCCAGGGUAUACUGGGCGACUGUGUGAGCGCUGCCAGAGGGGCUACUUCGGAGAUCCCAUGCGGUAUCCCAACAGCACUUGCCAGGCCUGCAACUGCCAUCCGGACGGAAUACGAGCGGAGGGCUGUGAUCUGGAAACCGGACGAUGCUACUGCCGUGAGGGCGUCACUGGGCUCAAGUGCGACAAGUGCCAGGCAGAACGUCAUCAUCUUGUGGAUAAUGGAUGUCGAAUUUGUGACAAUUGCACCCUCUUGCUUCUGGACUAUGUCGAGUUGAUCGGCCACAAACUGCGACGGGGAAUGCACAACAUGGAUCUGACUGGCAUCCCGGCUCCGUAUCUCAAGUUGUCCGAGUACGAAAGGGCACACGAUGUAUGGAGCGCACGGCAACAAGAUUUCAACCAGGCACGCCGACUCCUACAUGAAUAUGACACUCCUGGUCUCAUCAAACUUGAUGCCCAUGCUGAGAACCUAAAGUUCCAAUCCCGAAAAGCUGUGAGUACGAUCGGAAAACGGUCGUUUGCCAUCAAGUCGAUGUGGGAUGAUGCCUUGACGCAGCAGCGGAAUGCGAAACAAGUUCAUUCGGAGAUUCUGAUAACUCUUGCCGACCUGCACGGUUAUGGGAAGACUGCUCAGCAUCUGAGCCUGCCGACGGCUCUGAAGCAGGCCCGUUUCUACCAGCAGGCCAUCCAGGAGCACGACCAACUGGUGCAAGGCAUCCGCAACACAAACGACUGUGCCUGGCGUCAUUUCUACGGCAUGGGCAACGCCUCCGACGCAGCCUACGACCAGAGGGCCCAUUUGGAGGUGCUCUGGCGGGAUCUAAACCAGACGAACCAUCGCGUGACGGACAUGCAGCUCCAACUGGAUCGCAUUCUGGAAGUGGAAAGCGAAACGGAGGACAUUCAAGAGCAUGUGCGCAACAUUGGACUUCGGGUCACCGAGUCUCACCAGGACAUCAGGGACUUGAAUCUGCAAAUCGCCAAGCAUCUCGACCCAGACUACCUGGAACGAGGCGAGGGCAUGGUGCGGCUGACCCUCCAAAGGCAGCUGGUGCUCAACGAGCAUCUGAACCGACUGGAUGGAUCGGCGGUCCUGUUAAACGCCACAUUGGGUGUCAAGCUGGAGCAGCAGCGCGAGGUUCGCAAGCACUGGCUGCCCAAGGCUGAAAAGCAUGCUCAGCAUCUGCAGGAUCGGUCGAACGAGUACGCCCGCCAGUUUCAGUCCACCAGGAAUGGAGCUCGCAUCGCCAUGCUGGCCAGCUCGGCCCACAGCAACAUAACCAAGGCCAUAAACGACGCCCGCCAGGCCUCCCACCUGGCCAAGGAACGGGUGUACGAGGCCCAGAGAACCCUCUACCCCAGCGACGGCGGUUCCAUGAUUGAUCGGGCCAAGCAUUCGCUCUACAGGUCUAAGCAGCUGCAGCAGGAGGCCCUGAAGCAGAUGCACAAGUCAAAUGUCCUCAAGGACAAGCUGCACCGUCAGGAGCAGCGGGUGGAGGGAAUCAAAGCCACCAUAUUCGACGCAGGACGACGAACCAACGUCAUCUCCGGACAGUUGCAGGGACUUGCCGAGAGCUCUGCCCGUCGGCAGGCUAAGGAGAGCCUGGAUUCGGCGGAGCGGACGGGCAAGCAAAUGCGGGCUGAUCUCCAAAUGGCCAGGAGUAUUCAGGAGUCCAUACAAAAUAUGCGCAAGUCAUUCUCCACUCUGGAGCCCGAUUGGGAAAUUAAGCUGGGCAUGGCCCAGGAGAAUAUAUCCCUGACCAAGACCAAUCUUCGACUGGCCAACGUUUCUCUAAGCUACCUGGAACACCAGGCAGCCAAGGAGCAGGAGGUGUUCGAGGUCUGGAACAACAGCAUGGCUCAGCAGCUUCAGCAGCUGAGGGAUCUGGUAGCCAAGGCCAGACAUGCAGCUGAAGGAAUCGAUGUCUCGCUGGAGUCCAAGGGCCCCAAGUGCAGUCGUAGUUACCUCCCAGCCUCCUAUGGCCUGAGCACCUCCAACAAUCUGCGGGUCAGCUUCGCUUUGGCGAACCAUCAAGGCAGCUCACCCCUUAUCCAGGUCCAGGGCAGUGAGGGACGUCACAUCACCCUGGAACUUUACAAGAGACGAGUCCGACUGGUUUGGAAUCUAGGUGGCACUACUGCCACCAUCACGCAUCCAAUGGUGGUGCAAACCCGCGACCCCAAGUAUGACGACGCCUGGUACCAUGUGGAGGCCAAUAGAACCCUUAACCUGGGCAGCCUGAUGGUGAGAAGGAUGAACAACUAUGGGGAGCUGACUCCCGCCAGUCCAGUCACAAUCACUGGUUCCACGGACACAGAACACACGCGCUUCUACCAAUCCCGUCAUGAUCGUAUUUCUCUUGGCGACUUCGCCUCCAAAGAUUUGCAACUAACUCCAGGAUUGAAUGUGGUUGUGCACAAGGUGGAGGUGGACAACAAGCCACUGGGACUGUGGAACUUUGCGACGAGCGAGGGCAACUGCGGAGGCUAUAUGAUUGGAGCUAGGGAGUCAUCGGCCUCAUCCACCGCCAGGCAUUUUAAUGGCCUAGGCUAUGCCCAGCUCAUGAAGACCCGUCCCAGACCCAUCCGAAGGAACCUGUUCUCCGUGCAGAUGACCUUCCGAACCCUGGACGAGAAUGCCUUGCUAUUUUUGGCGGUUGAUGACAAAAACAACCGCUCGGUUUCGGUUACGUUGAGCCGGGGUCGGAUCAUGUUCCGUAUCGACUAUGGCGACGAGUCCAAGCUAGAGAUCAACACCACCAAGAAAUACAAUGUGGGUCAGUGGAUCAAAAUCGAGGCUGCCCGCGAAUUCUCCGCCAAGCGAAGCACUGAGAAUGGAAUGCUGCGUGUAAACAACGAUCGUCCCAUUUCUGGAGCACCUACUUUGCCCAUAAACAUUCACAUGCUACCGGAUCUUUCCAAGGCAGUUUACUAUUUGGGUGGCGUGCCUCCAGGUUUCACUUCGGGCACCACCAAAGCCCCAGGGGCAGAUAAUCCCUUCCUGGGCUGCAUGAAGGAUGUCCAGGUGAACGGCGAGACAUAUGACCCGCUUGAAAGUACCAGUUUCUAUGGCGUGGAGCCCUCUUGCAAGGAUAUGUUUACCAAGGCUGGCUUCUCGGGCAAUGGUUAUUUGGAGCUACCAUCUCAGUCGCUUCGAAAGCGCUCGAACACGGCCUUGGUGUUUAGAACUCUUCAGCCGGACUGCCUGCUGCUCCUGGCGGCCUAUCCCCCCGAGGUUCAGGAGGACUACGACUCCAAGGACAUAAAGGGCAACUAUUCAAUGAGCCUGGUUGAUGGUCAACUCAACGUGUGGGUCAACUCCGGUCGCAGCUUUGUCAAGAUGUACUCAAACUUCAGCCAGCUCAACGACGGAGAGUUCCACGUGAUCAACCUGGUCAAGACGGGCCGCAAGUUGGAGCUGAUGGUGGACGACGAGUUGCAGGAAGUGCGCAGUCUGACCGGCAGCCCCACUGUGAUCAGCUUGCCCCAUGACUCCGGAGGACUCUACAUUGGAGGAGCACCGCCCCACGAGAGCUACACCCCACUGGCCCCGACCUUUGUAAAUCUAGAGGGGGCCAUCCGGGACGUGGUGUUCAACAAUCGAACUGUUAACUUCAACGAAGCGCUGACAUUCGCCAACGUUCAGAUCGGGCGCAACGGUCCCCUUAUGGGCAGCCUCAAGAGCGGGCUCUACGAUGUCCUGCUGAAGACGGAGCCCAUGAUCGGAAAGAGUUUCACAGCCUCCCCCGAAGGCUGCAAGCGGAUCGGCAGCUACUCCUACGAGCCAAAUGCCUUUAAGUUCGGCGACGACAUCUACAGCUACUCCCAACUGAAACUGCCGGAUCGCCACUUCUGGCAGCGCAACUUCCGUCUCAGCUUCGACUUCCGGUCAUUCUAUCCCAACGGAAUGAUCUUCCUCUCCCCUGGCAGCAAGGAGAAGCCUAAGCACUAUGUGGCCCUCCUCCUCAAGGAUGGCCAACUGGUCCUGGUGGUGCGCGGUCGUCGGCGGGACGAGCUCCAGCUGACCGCCAAGCUGAACGACGGCGAGUGGCACCGGGUCACCAUAGGCUGUGUUGACCGGAAGGUGACCAUGUCGGUGGAGAUCGGUCGCACCGAUCAGAAGACCUCCGCCCAAAUGAAACUGCCCAAGAAAAUCGGAGCCUCCCAACUGCUUUUGGUCGGUGGGCUGCCCCAGUCUCCCGUCAAGGUCUCGGCAGAACUGUACGCCCGGCUGGAGUCCUUCAAGGGCUGCCUCCGCCGUGUCAGCAUCAACAACCACACCCAGGACCUGGCCCGGCCCGGCAAACACUCCAACGUGGGUCAAUGUUUUCCAUCCGUGGAGCGGGGCAGCUAUUUUCCCGGCGAUGCUUACGCCAUAUACAAAAAAAACUUUAAUGUGGGAAAGUACCUCGACCUGGAAACGGAAUUUCGAACCUCGGAACUAUCGGGAAUUUUGCUGAGCGUCUCCGAGCCUAAUGGUUUCCCCGCCUUGUCCUUGGAGCUUUAUAAUGGCAAUAUUAUAUUCUCCUGUGACCUGGGCGAUGGAGUACCUUUGCGAGUGGAGUCGACGUUGCCCACAAAGUAUGCCCUUUGUGACAACAAGUGGCACAAUGUGUCGGCUCUGUACGAUGGCGAACAAAUCGUCCUGCGGAUCGACCAGCUCCCAGCCGUAAUAAGUGUGGAUAACCAAAGGACUUCCGGCAAAGUGCAAACCCGAUCGCCACUCUAUAUUGGCGGGCUGCCAGACGUUGCUCCAAGUGGAUCCUUAAUGGCCCGGGAAAACUUCAAGGGCUGCAUCCGCCAUGUGUCCGUACGGAACGAGAGACGGGAUUGGAUCGAUAUGGAGGAUCUGCGAAAUGUCCUACUUAGCGAAUGCCUCGUGUCCAGCGAUGAGACCUAAAUCGCAUCCUGGGGCGUUUCUGGUUCCUGUUGAAGCCACACCAAAACUUUUCCAAAUGUAUUGUGAUCAAUAACGAGUUUAGAGCCAGUUAUUUUUAGCCCUUCACUGCCAUAUAAGUUAGGUUUACUCUAGAGUUAGUUUUGGUUAUUUGUAAAUUUUAAUUACAAAUUUUAUUGCCAGUGACUGCAUUUCGAACUUCGCAAUCUGAUUUAUUUAUUUGCCUAAUUUAUGCCGCUUUUCAUUAGAAAUUCUUAACUUAUUUUAUGUUUUAAACAGAGGCUUGAGUUGUAUUUAAUUUGGCUUACGACUUAUUCAAAACAUUGUACAAUAAUUACGAAUCUCCUCUGGUACAGUGGAAAUGAAAAUUUACUUAAACUACAUAGUUAACAUUUGAUUCAUUUGUAAAUAUAAUCGAUCAUCU